AUGGCUGUGGGUGAGGCCCUGGUGCACGUGAGGAUCACUCUCCUGUGGCUCUGGCUGGGCAUAUUUCUUUUCCUUUCUGGAUGGCUCCAGACUGGACACUCCCAAUACUCCAGUCCCCCAGAAGUGGUGAUUCCUUUAAGGGUCACUGGCACUGGUAGAGGCAUGAGUGCUCGAGGCUGGCUCUCCUACAGCCUGCACUUUGGAGGUCAGAGACACAUCGUCCACAUGAAGGCCAAGAAGCUUUUGGUGUCCAGACAGCUCCCUGUGUUCAGUUACACUGACCAGGGUGCUCUUCUUGAGGAUCAUCCCUUUGUCCCAGAUGACUGCUACUAUCAUGGGUAUGUGGAAAGUGACCCAGAAUCCCUGGUUGCUCUUAAUACUUGUUCUGGGAGCUUUCAUGGAACACUACAGAUAAAUGACGUUGCUUAUGAAAUCAAGCCCAAAACUUCUGUGACAUUUGAACAUCUGGUUUAUAAAAUGACCAGUGAGGAGACACAAUCCCCACCCAUGAGAUGUGCAUUAUCAGAUGAAGAAAUAGCACAGCAGUUGAAGCUUCAAAAGAGUGAUAAUUCUAUUCGGAUGCAAAGUGGAUAUCAGGGCUGGUGGACCCACAGAUUGCUUAUUGAUCUAGGAUUGGUGAUAGACAAUAGACAAUUUGUUUUUCUAGAAAGAAAUAACUCAAAUGUGAUAAAAGACGUUUUAAACAUUCUUAAUGAAAUGAAACUUCUUUUAAAUGGACUGGAUGUUGACGGGGUUCUAACUGGACUUGAUAUCUGGGAUCAGGAUGACCUUGUGACAAUAAAUAAUGACAUGGUUCAGGUCCUGGGAGACUUUUGCAAGUGGAAGUCACAGCACUUUAAUGCUCGCAUAAAAAAUGAUAUUGGACAUCUCCUUUCACACCAAUAUUAUGGUGGGUUUCUUGGCUUAGCUUAUGUGGGAGUUAUGUGUAAUAACUAUUAUAACUGUGGAGUUGACAGAGUCGUUGGAAGGAAUGUGAAGUCAAUUGCCCAUACUUUGGCCCAUGAGAUAGGACAUAAUUUGGGUAUGAUGCAUGAUGAACAAGUUCAACCAUGUAAAUAUGAGCAGAGAGUAUGUGUCAUGGCUGAAGUGGACAAUAAUUCCAACAAAUUCAGAAAUUGCAGUUAUGGUUUCCUCUGGUCAACCAGUAAAUCAUCAAGGUGUAUGCAUGAUAUACCAGUACCAGUGAACUUACUUCCAUCGGGACCACUAUCAGUACACUGUGGGAAUGGUUUGGUGGAACAAGGAGAGGAGUGUGACUGUGGAUCCUUACAAUUGUGUACAGAAGAUCCAUGCUGUUUGACAAACUGCACUCUAAUAUCUGGAGCUCAAUGUGGGCUUUGUUGCAAAAAUUGCACAUUUAUGCCACCAGGCAGUGUGUGUCGAGAAAAGAGUGGUGAAUGUGAUCUUCCUGAGUGGUGCAAUGGAACUUCACACGAAUGUCCAAAAGAUGUGUAUGUACAAAAUGGAAUGUCUUGCAUGGGCAAUGGCCACUGCUAUGAAAAAAUAUGUGCCAGCCGUGAUGAACAGUGUAAGCAAAUUUUUGGAAAGGAAUCCAGGAGUGCAAAUCUGACUUGUUACAGGGAAAUAAACAACCGAGGUGACUGUUUUGGUAAUUGUGGCAUUAGCAGAGGUUCAUAUGUAAGAUGUAAUGCCAAUGACAUCCUCUGUGGGAGAGUUCAGUGUGAGAAUGUGACAGAAAUUCCUUCUUUGAGUAAUCAUAGGACUUUACAUUGUGUUCAGAUCAGAGAUAAUAUCUGCCGGGGUAGUGACUACCAUGUUGGGAUGACCAUCCCUGAUAUUGGUGAUGUGAAAGAUGGCACAGAAUGUGGUAACAAAACUGUGUGCAUCAACAGGAGGUGUGUUCCUAUGCCACUUUGGACAAGUGAUUGUUCACUUGAGACCUGCAAUAGGUCAGGGAUCUGCAACAAUAAAAAUCACUGCCAUUGUGAUUAUGGGUGGGCCCCACCUGACUGCAUGAUAGAAGGCUAUGGAGGUAGUGUUGAUAGUGGUCCGCCUCCUGUUCCACCUCCUAUUCUUCCUCCCAAGAGACGCAAGAAUUACUGGAUUCUAUUGUUUUUCAUUUUCUUAAUUGCUUUGCUUCUCUGCUUGUUAGGAAUUUUAUGGAAGAACAAAAAAGCAAUUAAUAAGCCAAAGCAAAAUUUUGCAACUUAACCUGAACAAUAGCGCAAUGUUCAGUCUUCACCCCAGAAAAAACAUAAUGAUUAAACUUCAGUUCAGACAGGAGGGUUCAAGGUUAAACUUCACUUGAAACAGAAGAGCUAAAUUUUACAAUUUCAGAAAAUAAU
Messenger RNA from Heterocephalus glaber (naked mole-rat), 2327 nucleotides. RefSeq names its product disintegrin and metalloproteinase domain-containing protein 20-like. NCBI's taxonomy places the organism in Eukaryota, Metazoa, Chordata, Mammalia, Rodentia, Bathyergidae. Gene Ontology annotation, biological process: proteolysis; male gonad development. Gene Ontology annotation, cellular component: external side of plasma membrane; plasma membrane; sperm head plasma membrane. The record is from RefSeq and is a predicted model, not a curated record. Gene Ontology annotation, molecular function: metalloendopeptidase activity.